AUGUCUUGUUCUCAUCCAACUGCUCCUUCAUGUUGGCAACACGAUGGGAGAUGGUGGAAACUGACCACCAAUGAUGACACCAAUCCUGGAUUCAUAAGCAUUGAUUGUGGAGCCGCUCAUGAUUACGUAGACAAGGACACGGGCAUAUGGUAUCAGACAGAUACAAACUUUGUAGAAACCGGUACAAAUUCUACUGUUCUCCCAACUAUUAACUUUGAUUAUCCUUAUUUUGGAGGACUUCUAAACACGUUGAGAAGCUUCCCAGAAGGAAAAAUGAAUUGCUAUACCCUCAAACCAAAACAAGGCAAGAACCAUACUUAUCUUAUCAGAGCUUACUUUGCUUACGGCAAUUAUGAUGGUAAAAAUCAAACUCCAACCUUCGACUUGUACCUUGGCGUCAAUCAUUGGGACACUGUUUAUGUUAGAAAUAACAAUGAUUAUCACAUUACUGAGAUUAUUCAUACCCCCAACAACAACACAGUACAUGUGUGCCUUGUAAAAACUGUUGUGGGAGUACCUUUCAUUUCUGCAUUGGAGCUUCGACCUCUCAGCGAUGCUAUUUAUCAAACAUCUUCACCUUCUCAAUCAAUUUAA
Molecule: messenger RNA, 594 nt
Organism: Neltuma alba
Lineage: Eukaryota; Viridiplantae; Streptophyta; Magnoliopsida; Fabales; Fabaceae
Product: probable LRR receptor-like serine/threonine-protein kinase At4g29180
Exons: 2
Coding region: 1-594 (197 amino acids)
Source: RefSeq, a predicted model, not a curated record